Molecule: messenger RNA, 729 nt
Organism: Marmota flaviventris (yellow-bellied marmot)
Lineage: Eukaryota; Metazoa; Chordata; Mammalia; Rodentia; Sciuridae
Product: non-secretory ribonuclease-like
Biological process (GO): innate immune response in mucosa; defense response to Gram-positive bacterium; chemotaxis
Molecular function (GO): nucleic acid binding; RNA nuclease activity
Source: RefSeq, a predicted model, not a curated record
CUAUAUAUCUACAAACCCAAAUAGGAGCACCCACAAUCCCGAAUCCCAGGAAAACCAGCUGGGUCUGUUCUCACAGGAGCCACAGCACAGAGAUUAGGAAACAUGGCUCCAAAACUUUGGCUCCUGCUGCUGCUGGGGUUCAUGGGAAUAAUUAUCUCAUUUCAGGCCCCACCAGGUCAUUUAACCUGGGCUCAGUGGUUUGAAAUCCAGCACUUAAUUAUGGCCCACCCCCGAUGUGAUGAUGCAAUGCGGGUAGUUAACAGAUACAGAAGGCAAUGCAAAUCCAAAAAUACAUUUCUACAUACAAGUUUUGCCUCUGUUGCUCAAGUUUGUGAAACCCCAAAUAUAACCUGCCUUACAAGCCCCAGUACAAAUUGUCAUAACAGUUCAGUUCAGGUGCCUUUGGUUGACUGUAACAUCACCAGAAAAACAAAGGAUUAUAUGAACUGCAGAUAUCAAAAUGUACCAGCAACCAAGUUCUACGUAGUUGCUUGUGCCAAUAGAUCUGUGCAAGACAAUACCACAUAUCCACUUGUUCCGGUUCACUUGGAUGGGACAUAUUAGCUCCUGGAUCAGCACUUUGUGAUGUGGCUCAUCCGCCAGCUCCCAAGCCCUCUGUCCACCCUGGAUGUCAUCACCUGUCCUCAAGGAACCAGUCCCCAGCCCCGUUCAAGCUUAGCUCAACUGAAGCACCCUGUGAGCUGUGCAAUAAACCUCUUUGAAAACAAA